AUGGAGAAGGAGAACGAUGAGCCAACUAAGGGACACGACAAUACGUUUAGCUUACAGAAUGUUCUGUUCAUUGUCAAAGUCUCAGCCGUCCUAGCCUUCACCGGUUACUGUGGUUACCCGACGAUUAUAAAUGUACUCGACGGCGUUGACCUUUGGUUCGGUUGGUUCCGUUUGGUUCUAAGAAACGUUUUCUUCAUCUUCAUCAUCCUAAACGCUCUCAUAGGCGCGAUAUACUUUAGCUUCCUCAAAACCACCGAAAAAAAGAAACAAGAUCUCUAUGAUGAAUAUAUCGCCGCCGUGCCCACCGUCGUCCGUUCCUCCCCGGAGACGUCUUCUGCCCUGAUGGAGGUUGGAGACUACGGUGGUGAAUAUUAUAAUAAGUCAAGUUACUACAAGACUGUGCCACCGUGUCAAGCGGUUAAUACGGUUGAGGAGAGUAAAUGUUAUGAACGAGUAGUGGUGGAGACGAGCUCUAAGAGUUAUAGGAAGACGACGAGUUUGGAGAAGAAGAAGAAGAGGUCGACGGUGGAGUAUCGAAGGACGGAGUCAGAGAGAGUACUGGUGAAAACGGCGUCGUGGAGGUCGCAUGCGAUGGAUGAGCUGAGCAGCGAGGAGUUUCGUAUGAAGGUGGAGACAUUUAUCACGGGGUACAAGAAGAAAAUGAAUUGCCAAAACGGCGUCGCUGAUCACUGGGGAAACGGAGUCUCUCGGUUUCAAAACGGCAGCGUUGACCAGUGGCAGAACUGUGUCCCCCAGUUGCAAGAUCAGCCUUAUUACGAUGGAACUGAUCGUCGUCGUCAUCGUAGUCGUAGGCUCGUGGGUGGUUCUGGCUCUACUGGUAGUGGUGGUCCGUACUUGGCCAUUUCGAAUUAG
Brassica napus (rape) is the source of this 873-nucleotide messenger RNA. RefSeq lists its product as uncharacterized. Lineage: Eukaryota; Viridiplantae; Streptophyta; Magnoliopsida; Brassicales; Brassicaceae. The coding region runs from base 1 to 873 and encodes 290 amino acids. The transcript has a single exon. The record is from RefSeq and is a predicted model, not a curated record.